AACCCCACCCCAGCAUCUCUGGGACCAACCCUGCCCUAUUCCCCAUCCCUCUCCCAGUUACCUCCUGUCCCUUCAUUUUCCAGCAGGAUCUUCUCCAAGCUUCCUAAACCAACACACAUCCUUGGCUGCUGACUUUCUAGAGUUCCAGCCACCUCCUCCAACCCCUCCCAGCUCCUCUGGAUCUCCUGGGACAUUCCUGCCCCCUCCAUGGAGCACAUCCCAAGCCUGGCAGCUCCUCAGCUUCAGAGGGAUCCCUGGAGCUCAGUCCUUGGAGGAGAGGAAGGGUGUCCCUGAGGAUGAUGAAGUCCAUGAGGCAGACCCUGCAGGAGCAGGGCUUGCUGGAGGAGUUCCUGCUCAACCACCCCUACAACCCAGCCUCCAAGUACUACCGGACCGGCACCACCGAGCCCAUGCAGAACUACAUGGACAACGAGUACUUCGGCACCAUUUUCAUCGGCACGCCGCCCCAGCGCUUCACCGUUAUCUUCGACACCGGCUCCUCCAACCUCUGGGUGCCCUCUGUCUACUGCAGGAGCCCUGCCUGCUUGAACCACGACCGCUUCAACCCAGCCCUGUCCUCCACCUUCAUGGCCACCAACGACACCUUGGAGAUCACCUAUGGCACUGGCAGCAUGACGGGCAUCCUGGGCUACGACACCACCAUCAUCUCCACCAUCCGAAUCCGGAACCAGAUCUUUGGGCUGGCUGAAACAGAGCCUGGGGACACGUUCUUCUACACUCCCUUCGACAGCAUCCUGGGCUUGGCUUACCCAAGUAUCUCCUCCUCUGGAGCCACCCCAGUCUUUGACAACAUGAUGAGACAGCACCUGGUGGACAAGAACCUCUUCUCUGUCUACCUGAGCAGGCAUGCCAUGGGUGGCAGCUUCAUCCUCUUCGGUGGCAUCGACACCGCCUACACCACCAACGGCAUCACCUGGAUCAACCUCUCUGCUGAAACCUACUGGCAGAUCUCCAUGGACAAUGUCACCAUUAAUGGGACCUCAGUUGCCUGUCGCAAUGGCUGCCAGGCCAUCAUCGACACGGGCACCUCGCUCCUCGUCAUCCCCUCCCCUGCCCUCCGCAGUAUCCAGAAGGCCGUGGGGGCCACCCGCAGUGGCAGUGUCAGCUGCAUGAAUAUCAGCAAGAUGCCCGACCUCGUCUUCAACAUCAACGGCACCUCCUUCCACAUCCCCCCCCCAGGCCUAUGUGACAGUGAGAGCCGGGGGCUGCAGCCUGGCUUUGGAUGGCAUGGAUCCCCCCACGGAAUCCGGGACCCUCUGGAUCCUGGGGGAUGUUUUCAUCCGGGAGUUCUACACCAUCUUUGACAGGGGAAACAACAGGGUGGGGCUGUCCCGCCUGUCCUGAGGGCUGUCCCCCUCCUGGGGACAGACACAGCCAGUGCUCCUCACUGCCCUGAUGUCCCCUGACCUGCUGGGGGACACCCCCCAGCCCCUCCUCCC
Molecule: messenger RNA, 1460 nt
Organism: Calypte anna (Anna's hummingbird)
Lineage: Eukaryota; Metazoa; Chordata; Aves; Apodiformes; Trochilidae
Product: pepsin A-like
Exons: 9
Coding region: 297-1325 (342 amino acids)
Biological process (GO): proteolysis
Molecular function (GO): aspartic-type endopeptidase activity
Source: RefSeq, a predicted model, not a curated record